CGCUGUCACGGCCCUGGGAUGGGCCUUCCGAGAAGGGAAUUCCUGUCGGAGCAGUUGGGCAGGCCGGCCAGCCGACCCACACUGCCGUGGCCGGAGCCCAUCCAUCUAGGUCGGUUGCUGACACGGGUUGGCGGUGGCUGUGGCUGGGCUCGGGUGGACCCAGUGGGGCGGCACGUGUGGGCCCAGGAGUGGCCGGAGCUGACACGGGCGCUGGGGCCCCAGCGAAGUUUACUUUCCACCCUUCCUGACUCCUGCCCCGGGCCACCUACUCAUGGCCCUGCUGACCUCAGCUCGGGGCUCCCCAGUCCACCUUCAGCCUCCCUGGGCCCUGAGCACUUGGACCCACUGUACCAAGUACAGGCAGAUGAAAGGUUGGACAGCCAGGCCCUUGAGAACCCUGGGGGUGCCAGGGCUCCAGACAGCGAGGCCCUGCUGGGGGCCACAGCUACAGCGCACCCCUGGGCCGAGCUCGCAGGGGAGGAGGAGGAGGAGUGCCCCAUCUGCACAGAGCCCUACGGGACUGGGGAGCGCCGCCUGGUCCUGCUGAACUGUGGCCAUGGCCUGUGUUCAGGCUGCCUGCACCAGCUGCUGGGCACGGCCCCCAGCGCCGACCUGGGCCGUGUGCGCUGCCCGCUGUGUCGCCAGAAGACGCCCAUGCUUGAGUGGGAGAUCUGCCAGCUGCAGGAGGAGCUGCUGCAGGCCGAUGGGCCCCCGCGCCCCCCAAGCCCUGCACCGCCUGCACCACCCCAAAGAGGCCCUGGGCCCUGGGCCUCCCUGGAGCACCGCUACCAGCCGCGUUUCCUGGCAGGGCCUGUGGGCAGCCAAGGCUGCCUGCCCUUCCUGCCCUGCCCACCUUGCCUGGGUGCCCGGCUCUGGGCACUGCGGGAGCGGGGGCCCUGUGCCCGCCGCCUGGUGCUGCUGGGCCUGCUGGCCCUUGAGCUGCUGGGGCUGCUGCUCAUCUUCACACCACUCAUGCUGCUGGGGCUGCUCUUCAUGCUGCUGGACCGCUCAGGCCACUGAGCAGGGCCUGGAGACUCAGACUGGCCACAUCCUGGGGGCUUGGUGCCAUGGGGCCUUGCCCUGAGGAGCACCUUGCGCUGAGACCUGAUGACCAGGCUGACAGAUUCAAGGUUGACUAGGCAUUGGCCUUCAAUCAAGACCUAAGACUGGGCCCAGGGUCACCUGGGAGCCUGUGUUCAGCCCCUGACCUAGCCAGAGACUCCAUACCUCCCUGCUGCCUGGACAGUGGCCAGUGGUGCUCAAGGACAGCGCUAGAAGAGGCUUGUGAGCAGGGCCCCAAGCACCCCUCGACGGACAGGCACCACCACACUGACACUGGCUCUCUUCCCCACUGCACUCCAGCACUCCAGUGGACACAGACAUGGACGGAGGCCUGGAAGUGCCUCGAUUCCUUGGAGGAGGUAGGGCCCUGGGCAGGGGCUGUGGCCUCCCCCACCCCCUCCUGCCUGUGUCCCAGAUAAGGGCUAGUGUGUGUUCCCUGAAGGUCAGGGCAGCCAAGGGGAGAGGCCUUGGCUCUGCAAACUCAGCCCACAAAGGGCCUCCUCACCAGCCAGGCCGGGACCCAAGGGGGCAUCAGGAGCAGCUGGGGGCCCGGCACAUGCCCCUAAGCUACCAGGGACAAAGACCCAGCUGGGCCUUGGAGCUGGAGUGCUGAGCUGAAGCCCCUGACCGCCUGCAGCCUCCUGUCUUUGAGUCUGGGGCCUCUAUCGGAAGGACAGACAGUCACAGCACCACCUCAUGGGCUUGUUGACGUGCCAGCACUGAGCCCGGUCCAGGAAAUAGUUCUCAAUAAACAGUAGCGCGACUCUAA
Miniopterus natalensis is the source of this 1831-nucleotide messenger RNA. Lineage: Eukaryota; Metazoa; Chordata; Mammalia; Chiroptera; Miniopteridae. The record is from RefSeq and is a predicted model, not a curated record.